Gamsiella multidivaricata is the source of this 1876-nucleotide messenger RNA. Its product is annotated as mitochondrial branched-chain alpha-ketoacid dehydrogenase kinase-domain-containing protein. NCBI's taxonomy places the organism in Eukaryota, Fungi, Mortierellomycota, Mortierellomycetes, Mortierellales, Mortierellaceae. Gene Ontology annotation, biological process: regulation of glucose metabolic process; protein phosphorylation. Gene Ontology annotation, molecular function: pyruvate dehydrogenase (acetyl-transferring) kinase activity. The transcript has 5 exons. The coding region runs from base 137 to 1747 and encodes 536 amino acids. Gene Ontology annotation, cellular component: mitochondrion. The record is from RefSeq and is a predicted model, not a curated record.
ACAUCCAUCUCUUACCUGUCCUCAACCCCUUUGCCGCUCUUCCAUCUCUCCACCCCUCUAUAGUCACUGGAGCGAUCGCUAGUCCUUACAAGGAAACCUGUAUCCAUCGUGUCAUCGUAUCUUCACAAACCACAUCAUGAACCAGACCCAGGCUGCGCUUCGUGCCUUGCCCAGUGACCUAGUCACAAAGCUAUGCCGCUCCAAAGUGACCAGACUGUCGCUGAAGCAAAUACAUGUGCUGGAGCCCAAGAACCACAAUGCACUGGUGAUCCCAGCUCUGUUUCUGCACCAAGAACUGCCCAUUCGACUGUCCCAUGCGCUCAACAUGCUGAACUCGAACCUCCUGCCCUUCAACAUGUCGGAAAUGCCUACCUUCCAGCACAUUGCUAGAUCGUACUUGGAAGAUAUUAGUUUGAUCACGCAGAUGCCCAAGCCGUCGACACCUCAGCUUGAGGAGGAAUUCACGGCAUUGCUCCGGAAUCUGGAGCAGCGACACAAGGUGAAGAUGUUGACCAUCAGUCAAGGGUUCAAGGAGUUCAUGAACUCCGUGGCCGCGGCCCAAGGUGCUGGUACUGAUGCUGCCGAGAUUGGUCAUUGUGGACUGCAUUUCAACCGCGACACGAACCGAUGGACGGUGGAUCCACAAACGGACAGGGAUAUCCAGACAUUUUUCAAUCGGUUUUACACCAUUAACUUGGGUACCCGCCUCUUAAUCGGUGAGCAGCUCGCACUUCAUGACCGAGGACUAAACCUCGUCCAGCGUGUCCAUCCUCUCUCGAUCUCCAAGCGCGCGAUCCAAGAUGCGCAGCGGGUGUGCUCUGCCCAUUAUGGCCAACCUGCACCAUCGGUGUUGAUCCAGACCCCCAAUCCGGAUAUCUCGGCAACGUACGUGGAAGAGUUCCUGCAUCGCAACAUUUUCGAGCUCCUCAAGAACGCCAUGCGCGCUACCUGCGAGACGCAUCUUCAAGAGGGUGCGCCGGUCUCACUCAGCAUGACUGCUCCCACGGGGCCAGCGACGGGAUCAAAACUGCCACCAAUCACGCUCACGGUCGUGGAUGGUGAGGAGGACGUGACGAUCAAGAUCGCAGACCAAGGCGGUGGAUUGGCUCUGUCCGAGCUGGACAAGGUCUGGAGCUAUGUGCAUUUCGCCAAUUCGACAGCGGCGGCCUCUGUUUCGCGGUCGCAGAAGGAAGGAGGGGUCUCUGCGGGCACUGUGGCGUUUAUGGGCGGACUGGGGAGCGAGGUUAAGGAUUACUUGGAUCUGCCGCUGAGUGGAUCGGGACACGGGUUGCCACUGGCCAGGCUGAUCGCCAAGUAUUUCGGAGGAGAUUUGUCCCUGUACUCGAUGGAGGGCCAUGGCACGGACUCGUACCUUUCGCUGUAUCGGGAUGUUGACCAUUUGGAGAAUUUCCCGGAAGUCGACGAAGAGAUGUUGGCGGAGGUGGAUGUGUUUGUGAACGAGCUUCUGGAUGAGUGUGUUGGUGCGGAGGAGUCGAGCGUCGUUUCUGGAUUGCGACUCAAGGCGCCGCUUCCAACGCCGGUAACGUCCUUACCGUCGAGCAUGGUUCUUGGAUUGAGACAGAGCCAGGGCCAGGCCAACGCUUACAGCAGCACCAGCACCGGCAGCAGCACUAGCAGCACUAGCAGCACUAGCAGCAGCAACAACAGUAACAUUAAGAGCGCAAAUAUGCCACUGGAUAUUGGGUCGAUUACUCCUCGCAGCGGCACGACUUCGCCCGCGUUGUGAAACGCAAGCAUGUGAAGAUGAAUUUAACAAGGCCGAACCAAAAUGGGAGGCGUCAACAGAUUUCUUUCUUAAAUGAAGCUGUUUUGUCAUGGAUGUGAGCCCUGUCCGGUCGGUCCAUGCCCUACGGGC